AUGAGUCUGAAAUCACCUCAAAGCCCUUAUCAUGAUAUACCACCCGUGGCCGCUAUAGAAGAUGGUGGACCACCGAUCAGUCCAGGUUUGGUUGAGAAACCUCAUAGAUAUAGGUAUGAUGUAGUCCAAGGAUUCUUCAUUCAGAAUGGACCCGAACCGAAACAUAUGGAAUUUGACGAGAUGCUUAAAAGGAAUUUCGGUCUGAUCGAUAAAUCACCUGAAAGAUGGGAUAACCUAAGAAAGGAUGUAAUGAAAUUACAGGAUGAUGCACCUGAGGGAGUCUUGUACAAGGUCAUGUUUUUGGGUCGUCAUGGGCAAGGAUGGCAUAAUUUCGGAGCUAGCAAAUACGGUGUUGAUCCAUGGGAAGAUUAUUGGACAUUCAUCAACGGCGAUGGCGAGAUCACCUGGGGACCUGAUCCCGAAUUAACCCCCUUGGGUGUAUCUCAAGCUCAAGCCAUCCAGAAAUGCUGGAAAGAGCAAUUACCCUAUAAUCCACCUAUAUCUUCUCAAGAGAUGAGAUGGUAUGUUUCUCCGUUGACUAGGACAGGUCAGACGAUGUUGGAAUCGUGGGGUGAACUGUUGACGGGUGUACCGGAAGUAUGGGAAGACUGGAGGGAGAUUUAUGGUAGUCAUACUUGCGAUAAGAGAUCGACUAGGACAUACAUUGCAAAUCGUUUCCCUACGUUUAAGAUUGAAGAAGGUUUCGCAGAAGAGGAUGAGUUGUGGAAAGCGGACGAUAGGGAGACAGACGCUCAUAUGCAGAUGAGAGCUCAGAGAGCUAUGGACAGAUUGUUCGGUCCGGAUGGUGCAAAGGAAACUUUCAUAUCUGUAACUUCUCAUUCAGCAAUCUUAAGAAACCUCCUAGCUGUGUUACACCAUCAACCUUACCCUCUAGCUACGGGUGAGAUGAUACCUGUCGUGGUAAAAGCUACUAGAUUGAGUCCUGAGGAGAUGGACAACCAGGAGGAAUUUACCAUCACUCGAGUAAGGAUGGAUUGA
Messenger RNA from Kwoniella botswanensis, 999 nucleotides. RefSeq lists its product as uncharacterized. The record is from RefSeq and is a predicted model, not a curated record. Bases 1 to 999 code for a protein of 332 amino acids. The transcript has 7 exons. NCBI's taxonomy places the organism in Eukaryota, Fungi, Basidiomycota, Tremellomycetes, Tremellales, Cryptococcaceae. Gene Ontology annotation, cellular component: cytoplasm. Gene Ontology annotation, molecular function: phosphatase activity.